Molecule: messenger RNA, 5630 nt
Organism: Bombus impatiens (common eastern bumble bee)
Lineage: Eukaryota; Metazoa; Arthropoda; Insecta; Hymenoptera; Apidae
Gene: Np
Product: serine proteinase stubble
Exons: 10
Coding region: 1-2913 (970 amino acids)
Biological process (GO): proteolysis
Molecular function (GO): serine-type endopeptidase activity
Source: RefSeq, a predicted model, not a curated record
AUGUUCUUUUCUCUGUUCCUUUUUCAGAUGUGGGAUCGUGAAAGAAAAAUCUGGAUCGUCGUCUUCCUAGCCAAUGUGCUGUUGAAUACCGUCACCGCUUCCCCGAUCUAUGUCCCACAAUUUAUUCCAGGAAGUACGGGAAGGAAUAUCAGGCACUUGCCAUGUGUGUCUCGAAGAACUGGCGAAACUGGUGUUUGCAUGUUCGCGUUUACCUGCGCAAAGGCGAAUGGCACGCAUCUUGGCACUUGCAUCGACCGUUUCUAUUUCGGUAGCUGUUGUAAGAUAGACGAAGAACCUGACAUUUUUCCUCAAGACAACAGUAUCGACGAUGGUUCUCCUUCAAGGCCGUUCGUUACGACUCAUGGGCCAAUUGAGAGCAACGAUAUACCUGAAUAUUUCUCAAGGCCGAAGCCGAUCAACGAAAAGAAACCAACUGGGACGUAUUCCACCGAGGAGACGACUAGCAUGUAUACUACACAGAGUAUCCGCACGCAACCAACCACCGUAAAAGAAACAACAAAAGUGGCAACUAAAAAGCCAGUAGCGACGACCACUCAAAGGCCAACGACAUUAGAAAUCUCGACAAGGCCGCUAUCCACCGCGCAAACCUUUGCCGAAACGACUAAAUUCGUUACCAAGAAGCCGAUUCAUUCGACCACGACGCAUAAACCUACGUACUCGUCGUCGUAUAAACCAACACACUCGUCGUCUUAUAAACCAACUCACUCAUCGUCGUAUAAACCAGUCCACUCGACUGUUCAUGGACCUACCAAUGCAACCACACCCAAACCUCUUCAAUCGACUGUCGAUCGAACAACCGAAUCAACAACGUCGAAAACUGUAAUCACGACUACUCAAAGGAUCACUCCAAUUACGAGGUUCCCACCAAGAAACGCAACAACCGCGAGACCAUUGACUCAUGCUACCACCAGAAAACCUACUACCAGUACUAAAAAACCGGUAAUCAGUAGCAGCACAAGGAGACCAACAGCUACCACGAAGAAGCCCAUUACACCCUCGAAGAGGCCUCCUUCUUCUACCACAAUAAGACCGUCUGUAAAUACCACUUUAAGUACUUUAUCGUCAACGACCACCACGAAACCUCUAUUGACAUCCAUCAAACGACCAACCAUCGCGACGACUACCGAGAACGUUACUUUCUCCACGGUGACGAAACCAAUAAGUUCAACCACGGAAACCGUGAUUGCUCAAAAAUUCACAACCAUCGCCACAACGAGGCCUACCCAAAAGGUGAAACCUACGACGGUUAGAACAACGACUCCGAAGCCGUUAACUACUCCGAAGCCGUUAACGACUACUCCGAAGCCGUUAACAACUACUCCAAAGCCGUUAACAACUGUUCCAAAGCCAAAACCAACGAAGAUCAGCACGACGACUCCGAGCCUGAUAUCCAAGCCCGACUACGCAACAACCACCGAAAAAACUGGAUCUUUGUCGUCGAUUAAUGUUACUACCGUUGCUAUUACGAAACCUAAGCCAACGAUAGAAUCAACAAAGCCUACGAAACCAUCGAGUAAGCCUACCAGCAAACCUAUCGGCAAGCCUACUGUUAAGCCUAUCAUUAAACCUAUCAGCAAGCCUUCUUCGACGACACCCACAACUUUGCUUAGUUCCACCGUAACGAAUAUCAGUUUCGCGUCGUCGUCUUCCAUCAAUACGACCACCACCACACCAGCGUACGUUACUUCGACAAAGGUGUCGGUUGUUAAUCAAACCUUUGGAGAAACUUCUCAUACAACUUAUGCACCUGGACUCGUUACAUGGACGUCGAGUUCUGACGAUACGACCACGAAGAAUCCGGAGACGUUUUCAACGACAACUACGCAACCGGAUCAAACCGAAAGCGAGUGGACUCCGAUAACAACUCCAGAUGGCUGGAUUAUGAUUCAGUCACCCACUACCAAAAAACCACAAACAGUAGAAGAUACGACUGAUAAGCUUGUUCCAGAAUCUACAUCGCAAUUCUCGACUUCUGCUAAACCCACGACAGAAACUGGUACAGAACACGAGGUAACGAAAAGACCCACUAUCUUGACAACUCUGUCCUCGAUCGCCAGUGUGACGAUAGAUACCGAACUUCCGGUACCGAUGGAAACACUCAACAUGUCGGAUUACAAGCAAGUGUGCGGAAGAAGAUUGUUCCCAGAGUCGCGAAUCGUCGGUGGGAAUCGUAGUUCGUUUGGAAAAUGGCCUUGGCAGAUCUCGUUACGACAAUGGAGGACGUCGACGUAUCUGCACAAAUGUGGCGCAGCUUUACUCAAUGAGAAUUGGGCAAUAACAGCAGCGCAUUGCGUCGAAAACGUACCACCAAGCGAUUUAUUGUUGAGAAUCGGCGAACAUGACCUUGCCAACGAAGACGAACCUUACGGCUAUCAAGAAAGAAGAGUUCAAAUCGUGGCCAGUCAUCCACAAUUCGAUCCUCGAACCUUCGAAUAUGAUCUUGCUUUGUUGAGAUUCUACGAACCUUUGUUACCGUUUCAACCAAACGUUCUGCCUAUUUGCUUGCCGGAUGACGACGAAAGUUACGUUGGCCGUACUGCUUAUGUCACUGGCUGGGGCCGACUUUAUGACGAGGGCCCGUUACCAUCAGUUCUUCAAGAAGUGGCUGUGCCAGUUAUAAAUAACACAAUGUGCGAGGUUAUGUACAGGAAUGCCGGAUACAUCGAACAUAUUCCACAUAUUUUUAUUUGCGCUGGAUGGCGAAAUGGCGAAUACGAUUCCUGUGAGGGUGACAGUGGAGGGCCUAUGGUGAUUCAAAGGGCGCGCGAUAAGCGCUGGAUACUUGCUGGGGUGAUCAGUUGGGGAAUAGGUUGUGCGGUACCCAACCAACCAGGAGUUUACACUCGCAUCUCCGAAUUUCGUGAAUGGAUAAACCAAAUUCUUCAAUUCUAGACGGAAGUUCCGAGCAGCGGAUCACGUAUCUUUUUGAAAAUGAUGGUUACAUGUGGAAACCAUCACAAAGAGACAUCGAGACAAGAGACCAUCGCUCGAAAGUUAAUUUCGAAAGAUGUACAAGUUGAAUGUAGUGAAGUCCGCGCGGCUGUACAUAAUAUUAUUUUAUACAAAUCGUAUGCAAAGACAGUUUUCCUCGCGGAAAACUUUCCACGUAGCGGAUAUUAAGAAAAGAAGGGAAAAGAAAGGAAAAAUACGAGUCGUCGUAUGUACGUGCAACUACUCUCACGAAAUGUCAUCAAACGCGAUAUCUAGUAAGAUUAAUGUUUUGUACUGUGUGAUGUAUUUAUAUGACGCAUUACGCGACUCUGUUAUUAAGUGUAGGUGGACUUUGGGUUGAUCAGUGUAUGUCACGCUUAUAUGUUGCAUAGUUUCAUACGUAAAACUAUGCGUGAUCGUCCGUAGAUAAUUAAUGCCGCCUUUUGCUCGUGUCACAAUUUCAGCGAGCGAACACCGGUCGACAGAAAAGCUUUCUAUGAUACCAACGGUGUUCCCCUCACAAAUGUCCAAUGACAAUAAUAUGUGUUAAUGAUAAGGUUAAUUUAGCAGCUAUAUCGUGUCAAUGAUAUCAACGCUUCUCGAUGGACUCGAUUCGCGUUACGUCAUUUAAUAGCGAAUAUUAUCUGAGCGAAUCGUUCGAACCGACCGAUGAUAACUAUUUGCAACGUUCUCGUUUGACUGAGAAGUUUUGCAAAAUUAGACGUAAUUAAAUACCUAUCACGAUACCACGACGAAUUGUACUUCUUGUAAAAUAUCCAGCGUCGUAAGGACGGAAAAAAACGAUGUGAACUACGAAGAAAAUUGACGAAGGAAGUACAUAAUAUUCAACAACUUCUAGGCUCUUUCCAGGUUUAUUUUCACGUCUUCCAAUAAUUCCAAUUACUUCCAAUAUUUCAGGUGUUAGAGCCUGAAUAACGCGUGCAAUGUGACUUUUGAUAUUAUUCUAUCAAGUAGUAUCGCGUGCAUAACAUAUAACAAUUAGAAUAAAUAUGCUGUACAAACAUGUAGAGCGUCAAAGAUUCGACUCUUCUAGUAAUAUUAACGUGAAGCAAGGAUGAAUCCUUCAAUAAGAUAUAAUUCCGUAAUUGCUGUAGAUACCGCAUGCAAUGUUAUCGAAUUACAUAGAGACUGUUAAUGGUAUUACAUGAUUUUAGUUUUAUUUGAUAUCAAAUGAGGAACCCGAUGCUGUUUGCGUUAAUUUUCGUAAUUUAUCAAAAUACUGAUCAACCUAUGUUUACGAAUCGAUCUGUUAUUUGAUCGACUGAUUUAAUCGAAAGUAAAAAUAACGUGCUCACUAUCUUUACCCUUUUGACAAAUACAACCAACUAUCGUUACACGCAAUAUCAUCGUAUGUAAUAAAAUAACGAUGUAAAUCGUAUAUAAGAAACUAAAUUAGCAUUCGAUAACAAAAGGAAGAAAGAAGAAACUAAACACGUCGUUUGUCGUGCGAUCGAAAUUGCCUAAGGUAAAGAAAUUAUUUAAUUUAAUUUAUACGAAAGUUUAUAUUUGUACGAGUGUAUGUACAGAUAUAAUACACACGCGGGUAUAGCCAGUCGUGUAUGCGAACAAAUAAUUUAUUAAUAUAUGUUGUAGUUGGGGCUGUGAAAAUAUACAAAACCCCGAGCUUGUAAAUAAUUGAUCGAUUGGUGGUGCGUGUUUCAUUCUAUUACAAUCUGUUAUUUUCUACUGUUUUACUAUCACGUUUCUCCCUCGGUGCCUUUGUAUUUACCAAUCGAGUAUUAAAACGGACAAAAAAAAAAUCGAUGUUCCUCAUCGAGGAAAGGCUCAGUGAAUUACCUGCUUGUCAAGUGCAAUCCCUCGCUCCACUUUGUUUGUCCUCGCAACCAAUCAACGUGGGUGUUGAUAUUUACGAAUCGGUCUCAAGUGAGAGUUCAAAUCUCAUCUACACGCAACGCCCACACUAUCGCCUGCAACUGUAUAGAGCGAGAGUAAAAUUCUAGAAUAAUGGAACGGCUUGUUUGCCGAAGCGUCACGAGGAGCAAACGAUUAUUAAGCAGGUGGCAUGAAACAUUUAAGGGAAGAGAAAACGCAAUGGAGAUCGUCGAUCCUCUUACAAGUACUUUAUUUAGAGUGGCUCACGAAAGUACUUAUUUGAACACUUACCAUAGAAAAUUUUUAUGAACUCAUUAUUAUUAAUUAAUUUCAUUAAUAUCGUAAUGAGACACGACUGCCAUGAUUAUAUCGUUAAAAUUUAAAACCAAACUAAAGAUGUAUAUAGAAGUUACAAGAUAUCUACUGUAAAUAUACAUUCAAUGAAAAAUUGUGUACGGAAUGAAUAACAAUAGUACUCGACCGUAGUAGUAGUGCUAAAAAUGGUCGCACUAAAGAACUAUCAAACAAACGUAAUCUAUAUAAUUAUGACGUCGUCCUCUAUUAUUGUGCUAAUGAAAUUUCAAAAUAUUUUGUACGAUACGUACAUACAAAUAUAUUCACAAAGUGUUUCUUUAAGUGUUUACAUAAUUUCGUGUGUCACUGUAUCUCUCUUUAUCGCGAGUCGAAAGAAAGUUAUGUAAACAACAGUUUAUAUUGCAUGUGUCUGAUGACACAACAUAAUCGAACAUAUUUUUCGACCAAAAGAAGCUAUUUGUAUUCAGUUAAAAAUAAUCCUACAUAAAAACACGGAAAUUUCUACCUGG